CAGUCUUGUAUAUGUUCUAAUAUUUGUGAUAAUUUGUAAGUUUUGUCCUUGUAAAAUAGUAUCAAUACCCGUUCAAAACGUAUCUAUCAGCUUUGAAUCAACAACCUAUCGACUUACCUACGACACAAUUCAAAUAAAAAAUGGUGAAGUUUUACGAAUAGGGUGUGAAACUAGUAAGCGCGCCUCGCCAGCACCAAACAUUCGUUUGUAUAAAAAGGGUGUUAGUAUACAACAAACAACAGGUUAUUACCUGGAGACAUCUUUAACUGUUACCAUGGAGAUGGACGGGUCAGAACUAUACUGUAAAGCUAAUAACAGUAAUCGCGUUGAAAGAUCAACAAUUAUAAAGUUACAAGUAUUAGAUUCGACAACAAUGUCACUACACGUGAAUAAUGUUACUGACAAUGAAAUAAUUCUGAAAUGUGAAGUAGAUGGUCAACCGAAUAACUACACAUUUUCACCAUGGAAGCAUUUCUUGGAUGGCGUAUUGAUACGAGAGGUCAACGGUUAUCUGGAGAAUGGGGAUACUUCUAUCUACUACCUCAACAUCUCAACUCAGUUAUAUAAAAACAGAGGAGUUUAUGUUUGUUCCGGAAGUUACAGUAGAAAUGGAGAGAUGUAUAAUCAUACCGCAAAUACGACGAUUCCUUCAACUGCUUCAAUCGAGUUCUAUAAAAAUGAUACUGAAUUCAUUAACGAGACUGUCAGAGUGGGAUCUAAUUAUAAUAUAAGUAAAAUAUUUAUCACCGGAAGCAACAGUAACAUCACGUGGUUUAAAGACAACAAUAGGCUAGAACGAUCCAGUCGUAUUGAUAUUAGAAGAUUAGAAGUUACUAUUCCUCACGACUACAACCAAACUGUGUUAAUACCAUACAGUCGAACAUUGAUAACAAUUACACCUGUACAGGUAUCUGAUGAAGGAUGGUAUCAAUGUUUUAUAUGUAACCAUGACGACUGUAGUAAUUCAUCCUUUCAUCUUUUAGUUGAAGAUGAAGACCUGGUUAAGGAUACUGAUAAAGUUGAAGUCGAAGACUCGGUUAAUGAUGCCGAUAAAGAUUCUCCUGACAAGAGACAAGAUAUGUUUGUGUUUAUUGGAGCUGGUGGUGGCUCUGGUUUGUUUUUCAUCAUUGUGGUGAUUAUUAUUGUUGUGCUAGUCAAAAGGCAUCGACGUAAUCAAAAAGAAACGGUUCAGGACGACCCGCCCCAACGUGAAAUGGAGAUUAUGGAGAAUGAUUUAUAUAUUAGUGGUGAUACACCGACACCCCAACAGAACAACGUGGAGGUGGUUUACACUCCCGUAAACAAGGUCACUCAACGAAGAGAUGCUUCCUCAAAACCAGAAAUGGAAAUAAUGGAGAAUGAUUUGUAUAUAAGCGCUGAUUAUGAUACGAAUCAGACGGAUGGAAACGGGGUGAAGACGGGACCAGAAAUGGAAAUAAUGGAGAAUGAUUUGUAUAUAAGCGCUGAUUAUGAUACGUCACAGAAUCAAAAUGGUGGAAAUGGAAUGAAGACGAAACCAGAAAUGGAAAUAAUGGAGAAUGAUUUGUAUAUAAGCGCUGAUUAUGAUACAUCAAAGAAUAAAAAUGGUGGAAACCAAGGUAUGAAGAAACCAAUAAAGAAAGCUCGUACCAAACUGACCAAGUGAAAUAAUAUUAGUCCAGAUGAAUUACCAAACAGAGAAUGACUAUUUAUUAAAAAAACGGAAUCUGAAGAUUUUCUGAAGUAAAUCGCUUUGAUUUAGGCAAGAAAACAGAGAAUGACUAUUUACUAAAACAACGGAAUCUCAAGAUUUUCUGAAGUAAAUCGCUUUGAUUUAGGCAAGAAAACAGAGAAUGACUACUAAUAGGACGGCUUUGAUUUAUGUUAAAAUAAACUUUUGAAUGGCGUUGAACUCUACUGUUAUUGCACGAUAAAAUUUUAAUUUCUCUAUACAAACUAUUUUUAAUAUCAACUGUUGAAUACAAUAUAAGUAUAUCACAAAUUUCAUUUAACUGGCAAUCUAAAGAUUUUAAAGGUAAACGGACGCACAAUUUUAUAUAAAUUAAUACUUUUGUUACAGUGUAUCUUUGUAUAUAUUUUAUUACUAUUUAAUUUUAGUCAAAAUAGCAAUUUACCAAUGUCCGAAUUGAUAUCUCGCUAAUCUUUCAAGUCUUUUAACUGUUUGGUUUUAAACUUAAUGUAACGAUAUAUAUUAUGUAAGU
Patella vulgata (common limpet) is the source of this 2201-nucleotide messenger RNA. RefSeq lists its product as uncharacterized. Bases 275 to 1645 code for a protein of 456 amino acids. The record is from RefSeq and is a predicted model, not a curated record. The transcript has 9 exons. Lineage: Eukaryota; Metazoa; Mollusca; Gastropoda; Patellidae.